This is a messenger RNA of Megalopta genalis, 941 nucleotides long. RefSeq names its product POP5 ribonuclease P/MRP subunit (gene Pop5). Gene Ontology annotation, molecular function: ribonuclease P RNA binding. Gene Ontology annotation, cellular component: ribonuclease P complex. Gene Ontology annotation, biological process: tRNA 5'-leader removal. Lineage: Eukaryota; Metazoa; Arthropoda; Insecta; Hymenoptera; Halictidae. The record is from RefSeq and is a predicted model, not a curated record.
AUAAUUGCACCGUGUUUCGCUCUGUACCGACAUCGCUGUCUCACGGUCUUCGAAAGACUGCUCGAACUUUUUCCAUAUACGUGUCGAAAAGUGAACGGACACUGUGUUAGAACGUCGUUAAUACAUUUCUAAUAAAAAAAGGUCGGAAACUAGAUUGCAGCUGGAAAAUCACGUUGAAAAUGUAUUCCAUGUUGCACGCACGUGUGCGUGUGUUUGACAGCGACCUAGCUAAACCUUGCCUAUCUAAGCGCGGUUGAGAACGUCGCACGUGGUAAUGUUUUUCUGACGCGUUCGCUGUAAAGUGUGUUAUUUACCGAUAACGUACCGCUAAUUAUCGUAAAAUAAGGUUUCGUUCGUGUAACCAGUGUUCAGACCGUCCUUGAAUAAUGCUUCUGUGAUCAGUACCGUGAUCGACGCGUUACAUAACCUAAAAGAUGGUUCGUUUUAAGAACAGAUAUUUGGUAUUCGAAAUAACUCUCGGCGAUAACUACGAUAAACAUUUUCCGCUGAAAAUCACGACGCUGCACGUUGCUAUAAAUCAAAAAGUACAACAGCUGUACGGUGACUUCGGUGUAGCGGCGAUAAAAGCUGGCUUCAGUGCCAAGUACUGCAACGAGCACACGAGGAUAGCAUUAGUCAAAACUAGACACGGACCGCACAAAUUUCUACUAAAGGCUAUUCCUCUGAUAAACGAUAUCGCGAGCCGUCUGGUGCGGGUGAAAAUACUUUACGUGGGAGCAACGCUGAAACAUUGUUUCCUCUAUAUCAAGCGUCACCAGCAAAGGAAACUGGAACGCGUGUGGAACACCUUGAAAACCGACACCGAAAGGAGAAACAUGGAGAACGCUUUGAUGACUCUGGUACCGGGAAUGAAAGAUUUCACGUAGAUUGAAAAAUUGUAUUCUAUACACACGUCUAAUAAAACAAAUUCUGCGAAGCUA